UGAAGGUCCCGGCUUGAUGUCGAGGAUGGCCGGGUCACGGAAUCUGAUGUUGUGUUCAUUUGAGGUCUUCUGCAACUUGGCCAGGAUGAUUUUCUCAAAUUUUCGCUUCUUCUCCUCGUCUAUCCUCUCAGGUGAAGACAUUGCGCUGCGCUGUCGGCCACCGAUCUUCAUGCUACGAAUCGCAGGAUCGCCCAUAACCACUUUUGCAGCGUCAUCCUGGAGUUUUGGGAAGUUCUUGAGGAUCUCUUGGAGCUCGACUCCCUCCCAGUUCUUGGUUCGGAGUCUGCUGCCCUUCUUGAUUGCACGGAUUUCAGCGUUAGGCAAGUCGACGUGGACAACACCGCCAUCCGAUUCGUUGCUCGGUGUAAUUAGGGUCACUCUGCUGAUCCCAGUCGACCAAGAGUCCGUGGGAGACGAGCCCAUGGAAGUGACAUCUUCAGAUGACAGAUUUUGGCUUUGGGAAAGUCGUCGAACUAGCUCCUCGUGGCUCAUGCUGGUAGCCGGAGUGAGCGAGUUGAGACGAACAGGCAUGUUUGGGCCAAGUGAGAUCCUGCACGAGUCGGGCGAAUUGAGAUUAGCGCCCUCAACCAGGUACUCGUUGUAAGUGUCAUCAUCAUUGUGACCCACGCCAUAAUACUCUUUCUUCGUGGAGGGAGCCGAGUUGAUGAAGUCAAUAUCAAGGGGUGUGUCUCUCUCAUCUCGGUAUCGUCGAGGGGCAUCCAAGUUGGCUAAAGAGGUAUCUAUCCGGAGUUGCUUCUUCUGCUUCGGGAACAUUGUCUCUUGCUCAGUGAACUUGUCCUUGCGCGGAGGGGCAGUUUUGAGGGCGUCAACCGAGUCCUUUCGCCAUUUGUGUCUCCAAUCGUCAUUGAGUAGCGC
Molecule: messenger RNA, 876 nt
Organism: Pseudomassariella vexata
Lineage: Eukaryota; Fungi; Ascomycota; Sordariomycetes; Amphisphaeriales; Pseudomassariaceae
Exons: 1
Coding region: 17-604 (195 amino acids)
Source: RefSeq, a predicted model, not a curated record